Molecule: messenger RNA, 762 nt
Organism: Coprinopsis cinerea okayama7#130
Lineage: Eukaryota; Fungi; Basidiomycota; Agaricomycetes; Agaricales; Psathyrellaceae
Product: complex I intermediate-associated protein CIA30
Exons: 5
Coding region: 1-762 (253 amino acids)
Biological process (GO): mitochondrial respiratory chain complex I assembly; mitochondrial electron transport, NADH to ubiquinone
Cellular component (GO): mitochondrion
Source: RefSeq, a predicted model, not a curated record
AUGUCCAAUCUCUCGCGGUAUUUCGAGAGGUCCGCAAUGAUAAUGCGGGACAGUCUCUCCAAAAUCAUUCUCAUGCGAGGCGCUGAGGGUCCUUCGACUGCGCCCAAAACACUCUUUACAUUCAACACGCAGCAAGACAUAGACCAAAUUGCCACAGGCUGUGAUGCGGAUAUUGGCGGCAACUCGUCGGUCAACAUUGACCUCGACACCAGCGAACAUAACGCGAGUAUUGGACGGGAGGCCACAGGCAGGUUCUGGGGGACUAUGAGACUGGAUGUCAAGCCUGGAUAUGAGGGGAAGAUAAGAGGCGGCUAUGCUGGAUUCCGGAAUAAGAAACGACCGUCGUUGUUCGGAGACCUCACAGACGACGUUUCGCACCAUGAAUACCUCGCUCUGCGUCUUCGACUGGGAGGUGACCCUCAGACACGGAAUUCGUACUAUGUGAAUAUACAGACGGCUGGCCCCAUCUCGACGGAUUUGUGGCAACACCGUUUGUUCUUCAGACGGAAGGAUGGCGGUUGGGAGGACCUCUUCAUUCCGUUCACCAACUUUGUGCGUACCAAUGCAGGAGAAGUAGCCGAUGGCCGUAUCUCGAUGUACCGCGAGCGAGUGAAGAGCAUCGGUAUCUCAAUCCUCGGAGGAAACAGUAACGUCACUGGGCGCUAUGAACUCGGGAUUGACUCCAUUCGGGCAGUGAAUGAGGAGGACGUGACAUCAGAGCCUUUGCAAGCUGAGAAGUUGGAGGAGAAAGAGCAGGAAUGA